AUGGCCAAGCAUCAUCCCACCAUGAUCGAGUGCCCCGCUAACCAGACCACCAUGGCGCAGUCAACAAACCCAACCAAGAGCCCGCUGUUGCGGCAUAGACUCGAGGCCACGAUGACCUCGUUCGCAACGACCAUCAACCAGCGCGCGCGCAACCAGUUCCGCUCGCGGACGGGCAAGGGUGGAAACACGAGCUACCAGCUGCGGCAGUACGCCGAGGCGACGCUGGGCGGCGGCAGCCUGCGCAAGGUGGUCAAGCUGCCCGAGGGCGAGGACGAGAACGAGUGGCUGGCCGUCAACAUGGUCGAUUUCUACAACCAGAUCAACCUGCUCUACGGCGCCAUCACCGAGUUCUGCUCGCCGCAGUCGUGCCCCGAGAUGAAGGCCACCGACGAAUUCGAGUACCUCUGGCAAGACUCCGAGACCUACAAGCGGCCCACCAAGAUGGCCGCCCCCGCCUACAUCGAGCAGCUGAUGGGCUGGGUGCAGGGCAACAUCGACAACGAGGCUGUCAUGCCGUCGCGCAUCGGCGUGCCCUUCCCCAAGUCCUUCCCCGCCCUCGUGCGCCAGAUCUUCAAGCGCAUGUACCGCGUCUACGCCCACAUCUACUGCCACCACUACCCCGUCAUCCGCGAGCUCGGCCUCGAGCCCCACCUCAACACCUCGUUCAAGCAGUACGUCCUCUUCAUCGACGAGCACGGCCUCGCCAGCGGCAAAGACUUCUGGGGCCCCCUCGGCGACCUCGUCGAGAGCAUGCUGCGGAGCGACUGA
This is a messenger RNA of Anthostomella pinea, 768 nucleotides long. NCBI's taxonomy places the organism in Eukaryota, Fungi, Ascomycota, Sordariomycetes, Xylariales, Xylariaceae. The record is from the annotation of a GenBank genome assembly.